AUUUGACGCCAGUUCCAUCCUGUAUGUGCGCACGCCAGGUUGGCAAAACUGCAGAAAGUGGCGCCGCCUGGGCUCGAGCUGUCGACGCCAUGGCGGCCCCGGCCGACGCCUGCCCCAGCGACGCCGCAGUCUGCAGGUCGACCUCGCCCGGGCCGUACACAGAGCCGCAGUCUGGCUGCUCUGGUGGCCAGGUUCCCGUGCUCGUCGUCGGCAUUUCGGGCCCCAGCGGCAGCGGCAAGUCGACGCUGGCCUCCGCGUUGGCGGCCCGCCUGGGCGCGGAGCUGGUGUCGGAGGACCCGGCACACUUUGUCCUGCCAUACGCGCCGUACGCGACACGCGAUGAGGCGUGCGAGGCGCCGUCGAACGUCAAUUGGGCCGCCGCCGAGACAGCCUUGAAGUGCGCCAUCUCCAGGGCCGCGGCCGGCGCAGCUGCCUCGGGCUGCGCCGGAACCGUCGUGGUGGAGCAUUAUUUGCUGGUGGCCGAGGACAACACCACAGGAGAGCUCCCUGGCCCCGCUGCUCAACUUCUGCGUGUUCCUGGACCCGCUGCUGCGGCUCGGGGAUGCGCAGGCGCGCGAGCUUUGCCGCGAGCGCCGCGUGGCGCGCAGCAGGCGCACGCCCGAGGAGGAGGCGCACCUGCGGCGCUACUACGACCGGGCCGUCUGGCCGACGUUCAAUGCGCCGGAGGGGCGCAGGCACAGACGGCGCAGGUACGGCAAAGCAGCCUGAUGCCAGCAACAGGGGAACGAGGCAUGACGCAAGCAGAAAAGUUCCGUGGUCCGCGCGGACUUCUCCCACUCCUCGGCGCGCCUUUUCUCCUUUGCAUAGGGGAACGAAUCAUGACAUGCACAAGAACUCCGUGAUUCGCCUGAAUUUCUCGGACCCGGGCCGGACCCCCUUGGCGGCGCCUCCGGCGCCGCCCCUGGCGCGCUCCGCGCGCCGGGAAGGGGGGUCCAGCGCGGAUCCAAGAAAUCCUCGCGGACCUCCGAGUUUUUAUGUUUGUGCUCCCCAAAGCAAAGGAGAAGAAGCGCGUCGAGGAGUAGGAGGAACACGGCCGGGAAGCCUUAAGGAAGAGGCGAUGCAGCCGGGAUAUGGGUUGAGAUUGCGGCCAAGUGCACCGCAGUGCAUUUUUGUACCAGAGAUCGUUAGAUGACCGCAGCAUGCGGUCAUGUAACGAGAAGUCAUGUAGCAUUGCAGUUAUGUUGAUUCCAGUGGCCCAGUGGCCGUUUUCAUGCUGGCUCUCAUCCGCUUCCUACCUCAGUCUAAUGUACGUUGAUCUGCCAUGCGCCGUCUGGGCGCCAGGCUUCACUGACUCACUGACUGACUGAUCGUCGCCGUGUGGACCAAACAUUUCGGCGGCCGUGCGGCGAGAGCACGAUUCCUGGAUAAACCGUGGGCCUCAAGCGAAACGGCUGCCAGGACGGUCGGUUUUGGUCCCUCCGUGCCCUUCCGUGGGGCUCUUCCCCUGUCUUUCUAAAACCGUG
Prorocentrum cordatum is the source of this 1484-nucleotide messenger RNA. NCBI's taxonomy places the organism in Eukaryota, Dinophyceae, Prorocentrales, Prorocentraceae. The record is from the annotation of a GenBank genome assembly.